AUGUCCGCACAGUGGAGCAAGGAACAAACUUGCAUGUUAAUUGAUAAAUGUAAAAACGGUAAUGAAGAAUAUCACCGAAUCUCUAAUCGUGAUAAAAGAAACUUCUGGGAGAAGAUUGUGGAGAAUAUUAAUCAAGCAAAUAAUACGAAUUACUUCACUGGAGAAGAUUCAGGUUCUGGACAUUUACCAAACCAAAUUUCGUGA
This is a messenger RNA of Funneliformis caledonium, 204 nucleotides long. The record is from the annotation of a GenBank genome assembly. NCBI's taxonomy places the organism in Eukaryota, Fungi, Glomeromycota, Glomeromycetes, Glomerales, Glomeraceae.